Molecule: messenger RNA, 3561 nt
Organism: Hypanus sabinus (Atlantic stingray)
Lineage: Eukaryota; Metazoa; Chordata; Chondrichthyes; Myliobatiformes; Dasyatidae
Gene: noc3l
Product: NOC3-like DNA replication regulator
Exons: 21
Coding region: 274-2670 (798 amino acids)
Biological process (GO): DNA replication initiation
Cellular component (GO): nucleolus
Molecular function (GO): chromatin binding
Source: RefSeq, a predicted model, not a curated record
UUGUCAUGCCGGUGGAAGGAGGGGCCUGCUAAGCGGCGCUGGGCGGGAGCAGACAGGCGCCUGGAGACGGCGGCACGUGGAGUCCUGGUUGCGCUCUGCCCCGGGCCUUGCUUGGCUGGUGCCGGACCUGUGGCCUCAGCGACGGGGCACCGAGAGGAUCUGUGUGCGGAAGCUAACGGACGGAGGCCCUGCUGAAGGCCGCAUAGCCCGAGAUCGCGGCGCCGGCUUUUCCGUGAGCGGGAGGCCCAGGCACACGCUUCCAGUCGCGGCGCAAUGGGGCCGAGAAAAAAUACAAAGCGAGUUCCAAAUUUUCGAAGGCUGCUGAAAACAAGUAAUGUUAAGCUUGCAAAUAAAUUGAAGAAUAAGCAAUAUAAGCAGGAAAAUGUGGCAAAGAAAUACAGGAAAGAACUGAAACAACUUCGGCAGGCUGCUCGAGAUGUUUCAGCUAAAGUACCAAAGCCAUUGGACCAGCCCAAAAGGAAAAGACCAGAUGAAGAGGAAGAAAUGGAUGAGGACUAUCUUCCUUUAGAUAUGCUGGGUGAGGACGACUUGGAAUAUAUGCAAAGUAUGGGCCAAAGUGCAUUUUUUCUCUCCAGAGAUCUUAAUUCAAGUGAACCAAUCCAUGUGAAAAGGAGAAAAAAUGAAAAUAAGGUAGAGCAGUACGAGAAAGUGCCAAGACACUUGGAUACUGAACCUAAAAAAGAACUUAUCCACUUACUGCCUUUUAAAGAUAAAGGAGGUAUCAUUCCUCGCUCAGUAGAAAAGCCUGUUGCAUUUGAGGUGGAGGAAGAGGAAGAAGGAAUGACUGAUGUAGUUCAACAACAUGAGGAAGUUGCUGCAGUGGAGCCUCUUCAAAUGUUGACCACAGAGGAGACAUUGCUGCUGAGAAGGAAGACUUUGGAAGAUAAAAAGAACCGCAUUGCCAGUUUGGCCUCGUCAAUUUUGACUGCACCAGAAAACAAUAUUAAACAGUUGAAGGAACUACGUGCAAUGUUAAUGGAAACUGAUCCGCAUGUUGCAGUAACAGUGAGAAAAUUGGUGAUGGUUUCUUUGUUAGAGGUCUUCAAAGAUAUCGCACCAUCAUACAGGAUACGGUCUUUAACUGAAGUUGAGAAGACAGCAAAGGUUAAAAAAGAAACUCAACAAUUAAGAGAAUUUGAAGAAGGCUUAGUGUGUCAGUACAAGUUUUAUUUGGAAAAUCUAGAACAGACUGUUAAAGAUUGGAAGCAGAUGAAGAAAAAGAAAAGUAAUGUUGUUUCAUUAAAAGCAUAUAAAGGCCUUGCAGAAGUGGCUAUCAAAUGUCUCUGUGAUUUGCUGGUGGCCUUACAACAUUUUAACUUCCAUAACAACAUUGCUGUGAUGAUUGUGCCACUUAUGAAUGACACUUCAAGGAAGAUUUCAGGGAUGUGUUGUGAAGCUGUGGAAAAUCUUUUUAAGCAGGACAAAAUUGGUCAAGCUUCACUUUGUGUGGUCAGGCUAAUUUCUGGUCUUGUUAAAAGUAGAAGCUAUGAGCUCAGGCCCGAGGUGCUGAAAACAUUUCUUACUUUGCGGAUUAAAGAAGUGGAAGUUAAAAAAGAUUCAGAAGACAUUGCCCCUAAAAAAAGAUUUUUGACAUGUAAAGAAAAGAGGAAAAAUCUGUCCAGGAUGCAGAGAAAGUGGAAAAAAGCAGAGGAGAAACUUGAGAAAGAACUUCUAGAAACAGAAGCUGCAGAAAGUAAAGACCGAAAACUAAAAUUGCACACUGAGAUCCUAAAUAUUGUCUUCUUGACGUACUUCAGGAUACUGAAGAAAGCACAGAAAUCCGUUGUUCUCCCUGCAGUUCUGGAGGGCCUUGCCAAAUUUGCACAUCUCAUUAAUGUGGAAUUCUUUGAUGAUCUUCUGGUAGUACUAUAUUCUCUCAUUGACUCUGGGAGCCUUAGUUACAGAGAGCGCCUUCACUGCAUUCAAGCUGCCUUUCGCAUUCUUUCUGGUCAAGGUGAUGUGCUGAAUAUUGACCCUAUGAAAUUCUACACUCACCUUUACAAAAUGUUAUUUGCACUACAUGCUGGAAACACGAAUGAAGAAGUUUUGAUUCUGCUGCAGUGUCUGGAUAUGAUGCUGACAAAACGCAGGAAGCAAGUUUCCCUGCAACGUACAUUGGCUUAUAUUAAACGUCUCACUACUCUGGCGCUUAAUGUUCUACCCAAUUCUGCCAUUGGCAUCUUAGCAACUAACGGAGUGUUAAUGAAUUCAUUUCCAAAGACAGAUAUUCUGCUCGAUAGUGAAUCUCAAGGUAGUGGACUUUAUCUGCCAGAGCUUGAUGAGCCUGAGUACUGCAAUGCACAGAGCACGGCUUUGUGGGAGUUACAUUAUCUCCAGAGACACUUUCAUCCAGUGGUGCAAAGGUUUGCAGCCUAUCUUAGUGUGGGUGCACCAUUAGAAGGCUCUGGAGCCUUGAGGGCAGAACUAAACAGAAAACAUGCUACUGAGCUUUUUGAAGAGUUCAGCAUGAAAACAAUGACCUUCAAUCCUCCAAUCACAUCUAUUACAUCAAACAAGAAGAAGUCAGCAAUGCAGGAUGGAUUCCUUGAUUCAGAGUUACAAAGUCAAAUAAAUCAGCUUCUUGGAAAUCCUUCCAACAUCGAUGAUCUCAAAUUUGCUGAAGAUUUGCAAACGCAGUUGUACACAUAGUGGUAAUUACUAAACAAAGAUUACAAGCAUAACUUGGAAUGCUAAAGAUAGAAGUGUGCUUUGCGGUUCUAGGUAAUUCAUGGCAUCCAUGGUGAAUGUAUAUAUGUAAACUUGUGAAUCUAAAGUAAUUCAGAUGAAAUAGAAAGAAUAUCAGGUUACAUGUAUAAACUGAAUUAUAUGGCAACUUUAGCUUUAUUUUUAUUGGACAGGUAAAGUAUAAUUGUGACAACAAAAAACUUAUUUUAUAUGGAUUAGUAUAAAAUUUCUUGCCUUUAAAAUGACAGUAACAUGUCAACAUGGACUGUAAACUUUGUAAUAUUCCAGAAUAUUGAGAUUGCUUUCAAAUAAUAAAUACUUGACAUAACCUUGAGCAAUGUUAUUUUCUACGCUCUGACAUCCUGAUGAUCUGAAAACCACUUGUUCUUAUAAUAUAACCUUAUAUUAUAAAUAUAUAACCUUGUUCUUUAUCCUAGCCUGAAACUUACCAUUCUAUGCUUCACUGCAGAAAUCACUUUUCAAAAUUGCAAAAUAGAUAAUUUACCUAACUUAGAGUACUUCUAUUCCAAUUUUGACUUGUCAUAAAAUGAAGUUAUUCUUCAAUUAUCAUUUCAAGUUUACUUUAUACAAGAUUGGUUACAUCACAAAAUUGGAGAACGAUUAGGUGCUUAUUGUCUAAUGGUGAGAAACACUUGUAUGAAAGCAAAUAAAUAGCAAUAAAUUGAAAAUGCUCCUUUGUAAAUGUUUCUGAUGGGUGAAAGUAACUGCAAUAAUUCAUGUUUUGCUACAUAACAGCUCUGUAAAGGCAGACUUGUCAUGCUGUAUAUUAAUUACUGUCCAGAAUAUUUUAAGAAAUGACAGCUGAUGAUAUGUACCUCAAAGACCAACUUAUGC